Molecule: messenger RNA, 375 nt
Organism: Clonostachys solani
Lineage: Eukaryota; Fungi; Ascomycota; Sordariomycetes; Hypocreales; Bionectriaceae
Source: the annotation of a GenBank genome assembly
AUGGCACCUUAUUUACCAAUCCCAGUGCCAACUUGGACAACAACAGACACCCCCUCUCGCGUGGUGGCACGGCAAGCUGUGACCACAGUGACCGUCGUCGCAACCAAUGACGACUGUGUGAACUGCACCCAGCUCAGCGGCGGCGCCAUCGCCGGCAUCGUCAUUGGCUCAAUCUUCGGAUUCCUCCUCUUACUUUGGAUUAUCCGAUCAUGCUUCAACCUCGGGGCGCCACCAAAGGACCGGGAGAAGGCUGGGAUGAGGAGCCGCGACACCAACACCACCAUCAUCGCCACCACCAUCGCUCCGGCUCAGACCGGCGCGGGCGCAGCCGAAGCUACCGCGCAUCUUCUACCUACUCAGUCCCGGCGGUUGUGA